Molecule: messenger RNA, 600 nt
Organism: Ananas comosus (pineapple)
Lineage: Eukaryota; Viridiplantae; Streptophyta; Magnoliopsida; Poales; Bromeliaceae
Product: splicing factor 3B subunit 4-like
Exons: 1
Coding region: 1-600 (199 amino acids)
Source: RefSeq, a predicted model, not a curated record
AUGGCCGUCGCCAUUUCUCAUCCCUCGCGCUCACUUCCAUAUGGCUCUUUGCUCACCGCUGUUCUCGAGUUCAUGUCAUUUGAUCUUUCUGACGUAAGGCCGAUGAAGUACCCCACUGCCAUUUCUACAGCCACUUUCUCCACUCUCGGCUUCAAGAAAAAUCGUCAUGGCAUUUGGGUAAGGAAACAUGUGAUUGAUUCGCCUAGCGAGCAUGGUGAUGACAUUGACGACGCCGAGGAUGAUCCUAUGCCUUAUGAGCCGCCCCCUCGAGCACCUUCUCCACCGGUUGAGCCGCCGCCACGAGCAUCUCCUCCACCAUUUGAGCCACCCCCUGCUGUGCCUCCGCCCUAUGUUCCUCCACCUAUGGAUUUUCAAAACCAGGUUUUUGAUCGACUUGAUAGGAUGGAAGACCAUAUGCAUGCUCUCCAGACGGAUGUUUCCGGCAUCAAGGCAUACAUGGACUCUAUCUUUGGACCUUCUAGUGCCUUCUAUGCCGCGUAUGGACCCCACGUUGAUCGACCAUCCUCCUCCUCUAUGCCUCCACCAGUUCCGCCUACGGAUCAUGAGGACGAUGAAGAGGAUGACGAUGAUGAUGAUUAG